Messenger RNA from Meleagris gallopavo (turkey), 2565 nucleotides. RefSeq names its product MINDY lysine 48 deubiquitinase 4 (gene MINDY4). NCBI's taxonomy places the organism in Eukaryota, Metazoa, Chordata, Aves, Galliformes, Phasianidae. Gene Ontology annotation, biological process: protein K48-linked deubiquitination. The record is from RefSeq and is a predicted model, not a curated record. Gene Ontology annotation, molecular function: cysteine-type deubiquitinase activity; K48-linked deubiquitinase activity.
CGGGCUGCCAUGGGGGAUCGGUCAGACCGAGCCAAGGAAACCCCCCCGAGCAGACUGCGGGCUAAAAAUGGACAAUUCCUACGUGGAAGAAGUGGCCGCGUCUCUGGUGAGAGAAUUUCUCAGUAGAAAGGGUCUGAAGAAAACCAUCAGCACCAUGGACCGGGAGCUCCCACGUUCUGCAUUCAGCAUCAAUAACAGGAAUGAGCUUCGAAACGUCCUGCAUUUACACUCCCUGUACAAACAGAACAAGGCCAAGGAGAACCCUCUGAAAACACUCCUUGAAAUCAUUACUAAUUAUUUCCUUGAGCACCGUGGGACCUCCAGGAGCACCAGUUCAAGUUCUGCACUGGCAGCUUCUCAAAGUAAGAGCUCAGCAUCCCAUCCACCUGACCUCUCAGAUGAAGAACGUGGAUGUGGAAAUGCCAACCUGCCUCAUGACAGCAAAACUCAAACUUCCAGACACGAUGUUGAGAAUCCACCUGAUAAAAUCCUUCAAUUCAGAAAACAUCAACACAAAAGUGAAAAAUGCCACGCAGGGACAAUAUGCAACAGCCACUUAACCUCUGAUGGGGAUAAGAAGUUAAAGGGUAGUCAAGAGGAUUUAAAAUCAGCAGUCAUUUCUGAAGAGCUGCAAGCCACAGUGAAGGACAAGCAGAGGCCCAGGUCUGGUCUCAUUGUCAGAAGCAUGAUGGCUGGACCAGGAGCAAGUUCUCCAGAGGAUCAGCAGAGAAGGAGGUCAAAACGCUCCACCAGCAUCAGUAGCACAGCACUGCUCAAGGGUGAAAAACAUGAAGAAAAUGACCCGAGUGCCCCAAAAGUCGAUUCCCAAGAAAAUAAAGGAUGCUCAGCACAAGUAAACCCAGAGAUUGCCUCAAGGACUUUGUCAAGUUCACAUGUGAGUUCAGCUUCCGAAAAACUAAGGACCAUCUCCAAGGAUACGUGUGACUCUUUUAUCAAGCUGCUGUCUGAAAGAGGGAGGACCAAGAUGGAGGAAAGAAAAUCACUGCCAAGCUUUUGUACAGACAGCGGUGAGAAAAGCCUUAAAGUCAGUGCCCUGCACAGACAUUCAGGGACUGGAAGGGAGAAGAGAGAAAGGGCGCUCAAGAAAAGUGAGAGCUGGUUAUCAGGCCACAGGAAGUCUCCAACAUCCACUUGGAAUAAAGAAGACCAGAUGAAAGAUACCCUAGAAUUAGUUGAUGUUGAAGAUGAAGAAACAACUGGAGAAGUCAGUAGGAACCUGAAUCUUUCAGCAAUGCAUAUGCUUCAAGAAGCAUCAAAGGCAAUUGAUAUUUCCCUUGCAAAAGAAUUAAAAAAUCUUCUGUUUGGCUCCAGUCUUUGUUGCUUCAGCGAAGAAUGGAAAAUACAGAGUUUUACAUUUAAUAACACACCUCAGUUAAAAUAUGGCAUUGUACAAAAAAAGGGUGGCCCAUGUGGAGUACUGGCAGCAGUUCAAGCUUGUGUUCUACAGCAGCUUAUCUUUGGAGACAGUAACAGAAAUAAGGAUGCUCGCUGUCUCCAGCCCUCAGAAGCUCACAGGACCAAAUGCCUCACCAUGGCUAUUGCAGACAUCUUGUGGCGUGCAGGAAGCAAUGAAAAAGCAGUUGUGGCACUGCCGUCAGGAAGACAGCAGUUCACUCCCAUAGGAAAAUAUAAGGCAGAUGGAAUCUUAGAAACUCUAAUCCUGCAUAGUGCCACAAGAUAUGAAGAUCUGAUUAUACUUCUUCAGCAGAAUAUUCACCAGUUUGAAAUUGGUCCCUGUGGGUGCAUCCUUCUGACCGUGUCCGUCAUCUUAUCGAGAUCCAUCAAUCUGGUGCGCAAUGAUUUCGACGUCCUCACGAACCGACUGAUCGGCAGCCACGGCUACUGCACUCAGGAAUUAGUGAACUUGCUGUUGACUGGCAAAGCUGUGUCCAACGUUUUCAACGAUGUGAUAGAGCUGAAUUCUGGAAAUGGAAACAUCACCAUUCUGAAAGGCAUCACAAGCCGCAGUGACAUUGGUUUGCUGUCUCUUUUUGAGCACUAUGACGUCUGCCAGGUCGGUUGUUACCUGAAGACUCCUAAAUACCCAAUUUGGUUGGUAUGCAGUGAAAGCCAUUUCAGUGUGCUUUUUUGUCUGGAAAAGGAUUUACAAGGCGACUGGAAAACCGAGAGGAGGUUUGAUCUCUAUUAUUACGAUGGCUUGGCCAACCAAGAAGAAGAAAUACGAUUAACAGUUGACACGACUCAGAUGUGCACUGAAGAUAAAGAAAAUGAUCUUACUCCUCCACUUGAGCACUGCAUUAGGACAAAGUGGCAAGGAGCUGUUAUUGACUGGAAUGGCACAGAACCAAUCUUGUGACUGACCUGACCUGCACUUUAUUUGCACAGAAAAAAAAAGGAAAUGACAGAAUUAGCACAUUCCUAUUCCCACCAAUACAGGAAAUAAGACAGGAGUCCUGUGCCACUUAUGGUGAGGAAGAAUGACAUGGCUGUGUGCAGGCUGGAAGAGUGUCACCUUGUUCGCCUCAUGCUUUGGAUAUUUUGCUUAUAAUGCAAACAACACUUAGAUAAAUUCUUUGUUGAUGC